AUGCCAAAUUCCUCUCAUCUCUCUGCUCUACCCUUUGCCCUCUCUGAAGCUCACUCAAGCCAUCCUCUCAUCUCUGUGCUCUACACUCUUCAUGCUGCUACAAGCCUCUCCAAGAUGGGUAAAAACAUCACUUCCAACUCCGAGGCAAAAAAAGCAAAAGCAUUAUGGGGAGAUCCAAGUUGGACAACUACUUUUUGUAACCUUUGUGUGGAAGAGAUUGAAACUGGGAAUAAAAGAAUCUUUACUGCCUUAAGUGCCAAAGGUUGGAGCAAUUUGGUGAUCAAAUUCUAUGAUAAGACCGGUCUAAACUAUGAUAAGGACCAAUUAAAAAGUAAGUGGGAUGUAUUAAAAGAAAAUUGGAGAGUGUGGGAAAAAUUGAAGGGUCUUGACACAAGUUUUGGUUGGGAUGCAAUGAUGGGAACAAUUGAUGCUAGUGAUGAUUGGUGGGACAUGAAGUUGAAGGAAGUAUCCAAAGCUUUAAAAUUUCGACAUAAAAGUCUACAGAAUCUACAACAACUUGAUUGA
Messenger RNA from Quercus robur (English oak), 525 nucleotides. Its product is annotated as L10-interacting MYB domain-containing protein-like. Bases 1 to 525 code for a protein of 174 amino acids. The record is from RefSeq and is a predicted model, not a curated record. The transcript has 3 exons. Lineage: Eukaryota; Viridiplantae; Streptophyta; Magnoliopsida; Fagales; Fagaceae.